Molecule: messenger RNA, 743 nt
Organism: Astrephomene gubernaculifera
Lineage: Eukaryota; Viridiplantae; Chlorophyta; Chlorophyceae; Chlamydomonadales; Astrephomenaceae
Source: the annotation of a GenBank genome assembly
GCGACCGCGUGUGUGCCAUCCCGGGCUGCGGCCGCAAGCUGGACCUGCGGCACUUCCGGGAGUAUAGCCGGCGGCACUACUGCGGGCGCUGCCAGCAGACGGUGUGCGGGGCGCACACGGCGUACAGCCCACACGGCGCCACGGGCUCCUGCGGCCACGAGAGCCGCUGCGUGUGCAGCAUCUGCUUCACGCACUUCAACCCCGCCUACCAGCACUUCCUGCGCCAGAGGAACACGCUGCAACCUCCCCAAGCGCCAAAGCAGGGAGGAGUGACAGCGGGAGCGGGAGCGGGCUGUGAGGCGGCGGCGCUGUCACGGGCGGGUACGGCUGCGGGACAGCAGCUGGAUCCGACGGGCGCUGACAAGAGUGCCGCCAAGCUGCUGUGGGAGCGCGCAGCGACGAAGCUGAAGGCGGUGACGCGGUUUAGGAAGAAGGGUGGAGAGGCGCAGGGUGGUGCUGCGGCUCGGGCUGCGAGGGGCCCAACACCCAACAUGGAACCGGUGGUUGAGUGAAAGGGAGCACCUUUCCUACGGACAUGGGGUGUUAGCUUGUCCAAAGAGCUGUAGAAUAGCUGAAUUCCCUUCUAAGGUCAGGAGCACAUUCGUAGGACCAGGCAUGUGGACCCGUGCCCGCUGGCACCCCUGGCAACCUUGGUUUGGCUGGAAGGCCAUCCAUGUAAGAAAGCCUGCUGCCGAGGUGUGCCUGCGUGCUGUUCUGGGCGUAGAGCAUCUGGCCAACCUGAG